AUGGAGUUCACCAACACUGGCAUGAUGAAUGAAGAUGGCAUCCAUCUUGACAUGGACAGGUUAAAGAAGGGCGAGGUGAACUUGGGAACGUCGAUUAUGGCCGUAACAUUCAAGGAUGGAGUUAUCCUAGGAGCUGACUCGCGAACGACGACCGGCGCCUACAUUGCGAACCGAGUAACCGACAAGCUCACACAAGUCCACGACACCAUCUGGUGUUGCCGAUCUGGCUCCGCCGCCGAUACCCAGGCCGUCGCCGACAUCGUCCAAUACUAUCUUGGUCUCUACGCCGCUGUCAACCGCCAGCCCCCGACGACGCAGACUGCCGCUUCUCUUUUCCAGGAGAUUUGCUACUCCAACAAGGAUAACCUCUCUGCUGGACUCAUCAUUGCCGGUUGGGACGAGCGACACGGCGGCCAAGUAUAUUCCAUUCCUCUGGGAGGAUCCCUACACAAGCAGGCCUACGCUAUUGGCGGGUCCGGCUCUACGUACAUCUACGGUUACUGCGACGCGAACUGGAAGGAGGGCAUGGAAGAGAAGGAGGCCGUCGAUUUUGUCAAGGGAGCGCUUGCGGAAGCCAUCAAGUGGGAUGGAAGCUCUGGUGGCGUUAUUCGCAUGGUGGUGUUGACGGCCAAGGGUGCGGACAGGCAUCUGUACCUCCCGGAUACGGGGUACAAGGUGAGGCAGCUGUAA
Scedosporium apiospermum is the source of this 690-nucleotide messenger RNA. RefSeq lists its product as uncharacterized. Lineage: Eukaryota; Fungi; Ascomycota; Sordariomycetes; Microascales; Microascaceae. Gene Ontology annotation, molecular function: threonine-type endopeptidase activity. The record is from RefSeq and is a predicted model, not a curated record. Bases 1 to 690 code for a protein of 229 amino acids. Gene Ontology annotation, cellular component: proteasome core complex. The transcript has 6 exons.